Messenger RNA from Sitodiplosis mosellana (orange wheat blossom midge), 585 nucleotides. Its product is annotated as turripeptide Pal9.2-like. The coding region runs from base 134 to 406 and encodes 90 amino acids. The transcript has 3 exons. Lineage: Eukaryota; Metazoa; Arthropoda; Insecta; Diptera; Cecidomyiidae. The record is from RefSeq and is a predicted model, not a curated record. Gene Ontology annotation, molecular function: protein binding.
UAUAAAAUGACCGUUCGGCAUUUCAACUGGUUCAGUUGAUAUUGUCCACUCUGGCCGACGACUCUAAAAAUACCAAUUCAGCGAAUUCAAAUUUGAUCAUAAUUUUGUGUGCGAUAAAAGAAGAUUGAAAAAAAUGAGAGUUAUUUUGUUGAGCAUUGUGGUUUUGCUGUUGAUCAGCACCAUUUCUACGGCUCCUGGUGUUACAUCGACAAAUAAACAGACAUGCUCUAAGGAGUGUACACUUGAUUACAAGCCGAUUUGUGCCGGACAUUCCCCGACUGACAAAGAGAAAAAAUCAUUCGGCAACUUUUGCGUCAUGGAGAAAUACAACUGCGAAAAAGACGAAAAUUUGGUACAGUUGAGCGAAGGCGAGUGUCCAGGUAGCAAAUCAGUACGUUUGCAAUAGACAACAGCAUCGCUCCAGCGUUUGGCUGGAUCCAUUAUAAUCCGAUUAAUUCUAAAAUAGUUCCUUAUUUUCUUUUAAAAAAAAUACGAACGAUAAAUGGACAAACGGCUCGUAAUUAUAAGAACACUGUUUACUGGGGAUAUGGGCUUUAUUAUCAUUAAACACUGAAUUCACAUAAA